This is a messenger RNA of Spinacia oleracea (spinach), 1663 nucleotides long. RefSeq lists its product as uncharacterized. The transcript is spliced from 2 exons. NCBI's taxonomy places the organism in Eukaryota, Viridiplantae, Streptophyta, Magnoliopsida, Caryophyllales, Amaranthaceae. The record is from RefSeq and is a predicted model, not a curated record. Bases 454 to 1251 code for a protein of 265 amino acids.
CCAGUGGAAGUGACAAGUACGGAGUGCUAUAUUAACAAUAGAAAGAAGUGACACACAAGUGGUACAUGGAUUAUGUAACAUAGGAUUUGGAUUAUGCUGAUUAUUUGUUACAAAAGUGGUAAAUGGAUUAUGUUUUCAUCAACUUUCAAUUUCUCAGCAUUAAAAGAUGCAAUGAGGAAACGAAUAAUGGAUACAUCAAAAGAAGCAAACAUCUUCAAUCAUUUACUAUAUUUGCUAUGAAAAGGAAAAGAGAAAGGGGAAAACUAGGAGAUUUAUGGUAAACUAUUCAAACUGAUGGCUUUAGAGAUGAAGAUCAGGGGGGGACCAAUUAACAAAGCAAAAUGCCUGCAAAAAAGGCACACAGGUUAUAUUGACAUCAAAUACUUAAACGUCAAUCAAGGAAUUUCAUCUCCUCACUAUUCUGUUUUCGCUUACUAGCAUUGGUAACAACUAAUGUCCUCUUCACUUCCUCACAUCCAGCUUUUGUUCAAACUUGAACCAUUACAGUGUUCUGUACGCGAAUCAAUACUAAGAACAAAGAGAAAGAUUUCUGGUAAACAGGUAUUCAAGUUGCAGGCCAAUAAGAGAAGGGGUGAUAGUCCUUUAAAGAGAAUAAUAAGGAGGUACUUCUCACCUUGUUACGAUCAACACUGGUUUCGACUUUCUGAACUUGCACAAAAUCAUGUUAACACCUCAAAAAAGGAUAAUGAAGCAGAAGAAAAAGUGUCCAAAAAAGAAAUCCGAAACUCACUGUCACAGGACAGAAAUGCAGAAGACAGUAAUGGAAAUGGCAACAGGGGAAAUGGCAAUGACAAAGGUAAUGGAGGAGAUAAUGGAGGUGAUGACCAAGGCCAUAGAAGCAAUCCAGCAGGAAUCGAGUGGUGGUUGUGGUGGAAAUGGCGACAAGCGUGUUAUAAAGCCCAAAAUGGAAGUACUCGAUCAAACAUGUGGCCGGUGGAUGCAGCAGUCCAAGCAGUGGCUGAUGAGGUUAUGGAGAACAUAGAACCAGUAGUUAAAGCUGUAGUAUUGGAACCAAUUAAGCAGCAUAUAACUAAAGAUGGGUUUGUUUUGGUGUUAGUGUUUGGAGUAUUACUUGUAUCAAUUAUACAAAUGGUUGUUGGACUUGCAAUAUUGUCUAUGGGAGUUUCAUUAGCAGGCGUAGCAGCAUUCACCUUGGCACUUUUAUGGUUGUCGAGGAAGACGAGGGGUAACCGAAGCCAACGUGAUAAUGAGAAGAACGACAAUGGUUAGUACACUCAGUAGUAGCGCUUAAAGGUAGCGGGUAACAUUCAUAACUGAUAUUAACCGAGACUUUUUCAUCUCCAUGAUCUUAAUGUUUAAAGGUGGUUUAGCUAAACUCCUUAGGGCGUGUUCUACAGUAGCGAUUAAGACACCGUGUGGCGUUUAAGACAGCGUGUAGCAUUUUGACCUAUUCAAAACACUUACUUGUAAAAUUGUAAGUGUUUGGUAAAGUAGCGAUUAACGGUAGGAGUGGCGGUUAGUCAGUUUUCUCAAAACUUUACAAAGAGUAUUCAAUUAAGUUGCUUAAAGAUAGUGGGUAUUGUUUGAUAGUAAAGUUUUAAACAAUAUACAAAGUAUAUACAUUCGGAAAAAAAUAUAUAUAUAUACAAAGUAUAUAGUUUUUUUAUUGUAUUUUACAAUC